AUGGGAUCACGGGAUUUGAUCCAUAAUGGCCAGACAAAUCUAAUGGAAUCUACCAUGAUUGAACCAGUGGAAGGUGAAAUCAAAUCACGAAUGCCACCUCUGUUCACCUCGCUUUCAUCACUAAACAUGAAAGAAAAGCGAAGCAAGCUACAUCGAGCUAAAGCGGGGAAUAAAAAUAGGUUGGGUAGGACUGCUGGUUUAGCCAAAGAAGUAGGAGUGGACGCACUGCAGCUCAACCUGGAAUGGUGCAAGGAAAAGAUGCUUAGCUUUUCUGGAGGCAACAAUGACUUCAAGGAAAUGCAGAAGGCUCAUUAA
Molecule: messenger RNA, 315 nt
Organism: Oldenlandia corymbosa var. corymbosa
Lineage: Eukaryota; Viridiplantae; Streptophyta; Magnoliopsida; Gentianales; Rubiaceae
Source: the annotation of a GenBank genome assembly